Messenger RNA from Dentiscutata erythropus, 867 nucleotides. The record is from the annotation of a GenBank genome assembly. Lineage: Eukaryota; Fungi; Glomeromycota; Glomeromycetes; Diversisporales; Gigasporaceae.
AUGUCUAAAAUAGAAUUUUUUGCAAUUUCUUUAUUUCUAUGGAUAUCAUGCAUUGAUGGCCUUGCGGCUGCAAAUCAUGUUAUGACAGUAACUGAACGAGUUACCAAUUUUGUGACAAUGUACAUUCCAGCCACUGCAAAAUCUCCGCCUUUUGGCGUUAGUCAGCAAAAAAUGACUCAAAUAGCGUCGAAUCAUAAGGUGCUGCCAAGUUCUCCAAGAGUCGAAUCGGUCUCACCGAUUUUGAAUAUUCAAACUACAUCCAUUGAAGUAAUCUCAAAUCCAGCUACUCCCAUAGUUUCAGCUACAGAAAUUCCAACCGGCACUACCGGAAUCAUUCCAGCCACCUCCGUUGAUACCAUCAAAACUAUUCCGGCCAUUUCCGCCGAUACAAUAAAGAUCAUUUCAACCGCUACAUCUGCUCCCAUUGAAGCUACUACGCCCUCCCCCAUUAACACCAUUGCGACUGAUCCAUUCACUUCCAUUGCCACCGACACAGCUAAAUUUACUACUUUAAAACCAUCUACACUUAUACAAUCUACAUCUAUACAAACUAUGACCACGGCAUCGGCCACAAUUCAAAUGAUAACUACACCAGCUACUACCAAUACACUCCAGAGAACACCAUUGACAAAUAGUGCUGUUUCUGCAACAAUUCAAAAAUCACCCUCAAUAACUAGCACAGCAACUUCAAAAGUAAUUUCUGCCUUACGUACUCAUUCAACUAAUAAUCAACAUCCCACCAAUACUAUUGCUUCUGUUAAUCGUCCCUCUUCGGCUAUUGGAAAUACUCUUAUGAUAGAAUCUAUGAUGUUUUGGUCCUUACUAGUAGCUAUUGCAAUUAGUAUUUUUGUUUUCGGAAUGGUUUAA